UUUGGUCUUCAUUGAGGGGCGGCCGGCUUGUCGAGCGAAUAAUCAAAACGGUUGGAAACAAGACUGCAAUGUUUACAUCGUACACACCCAUGUGUCUUGAACUUUGAUCCCCUCUUUUUGCCGAAAAUAGCGAAAACAGCCAAGAAACGGCUUUUCUAUCAAUACUCAAAAGGCUUAUCCUAUAAUCGGCCAUAUUGAUGUCGAACUCACACGUUAAAGAGCCCAGCAUGCAUCGGAUGAAUGCUAUUUUAAGUCAUCUUUCCAGGGGAAUUCAACAUGGGAGUUCUGCUGCUGGAACCACCGCGAGACUACACAGCUGCACCCCGGCCCUGGCCGCGGCAGGAGUCACCUCUCAGCGGCGAGCCGUAGCAGAGAGGAGGAAAAAUGCAGACGACGUGGUGGUUUGUUCAGCACUGAGAACACCUAUUGGAAAAGCCAAAAAGGGAUCUUUUAAGGACACUCAUGCUGAUGAUUUACUAGCUGCAGCUUUCAAGGGAGUACUUGAUGAGACGAAGAUCUCCCCAGACAGGCUGGGUGACAUUGUUGUUGGGAAUGUUCUUUUACCGGGUGGAGGGGCUAUCCAUGCCAGAUUUGCCCAGUUCUAUAGUGGUAUUCCAGAGUCAGUACCGGUCAACACAGUCAAUAGACAAUGUUCGUCUGGUCUUCAAGCUUUUAUGAAUGCAGCAGGUGGGAUCAAGAGUGGUGUCUAUGAUGUCGCUUUGGCUGGAGGAGUUGAGUCGAUGACCCGAUCACAGAUGUAUCAAGGUGAAGACCUCAAUCCCAGAGUCAUGCUUGAUCAGACCACCCAAGAUUGCCUAAUUCCCAUGGGCAUAACAUCUGAGAAUGUUGCUGAGAAAUUUGGUAUAUCAAGGCAGGAACAGGACCAAAUGGCAUUAGACUCGCAACUCAAAGCAGCAGCUGCACAGAAGAAUGGGUACUUUGACAGAGAGAUUAUUCCUGUAUCAACAAUAAUCCUUGACGAGGCCGGGCAAGAAAGACCAAUCACAGUAACCAAAGAUGAUGGUGUCCGUGGUAACACAACUAUAGAAGGCCUCGCCAAACUCAAACCAGCCUUUUCCCCUGAAGGCACUACUACUGCAGGAAACUCAAGUCAAGUAAGUGACGGUGCAGCAGCGGUGUUGGUAGCCAGUCGACAGGCUGCGGAGUCUCUUAACCUACCCGUUAUGGGUGUGUUAGUAUCCUAUGCUGUGGUAGGUGUACCACCGUCCAUCAUGGGUAUUGGUCCUGCCUACGCUAUCCCUGAGGCUUUAAAGAAGGCUGGACUGACUACUGAUGACAUUGAAAUCUUUGAGAUAAAUGAAGCUUUUGCAAGCCAGGCAACAUAUUGUGUACAGAAUCUUGGUAUACCCAUGGAGAAGGUCAAUCCUAAUGGGGGCGCUAUAGCACUUGGUCAUCCGCUGGGCUGCACUGGGGCACGACAGAUUGGUACACUACUACAUGAGUUGGACCGCAGAGGAAACAGGGCCUAUGGUGUAGUCUCCAUGUGUAUUGGUACUGGAAUGGGUGCUGCUGCGGUAUUCUACUACCCUGGAAAAUAAAGAUACACUACAAUCAAAACACACUCAAGGGCCAUGCCUCUAUCUGCCUUCAAAGACCACUCUUCCUGGACACGUUUCAUGAAGUGACUAGUCAGUGAGUUUCACUGACUGAGCCAAUCAGAUGCAAGGAUUUUAGUAGCUUAUAACACAUGUCAGGGAAUGUCUGUUUGCUAAUGCUUUGUGAAAUCCCCCCUUGAGUGGUCUAUAUUCAGAAGAAUGGACAAUUUGUAUUAUUUUGUUUGUGUUUGUGAUGAAAAAAAUGAUUUAAAUGUCAUCAUUUUUAUAUUAACCAUAAUUGUAUAUAUAUAAAGUAUGGGUAUUCUAAACGAAAAGGCGUAAUACAAAUUGAAAUGUUGGUGUCUUCGAACUAUGUGUCAUACAGAUCCUCAAUGAAAAUUAAGAAAAUUUAUUUAAAAAUGAGGUAGCAGAAAAUCGUGAGUUGAGCAGUCGCCUUUGCUCAAGCUCUACAUACAUAAGUAUAAUUAUAAAAAAAAUUUACCAUAUGAAUGCAGCCAAAAUUUAUUUCACUUUAACAGUUACCACUGUAUUUCCUGUGUAAUUUAGUCUAUGGAUGUAUGUUUGAUUAUGCCAAAAAUAAUGUCUCCUGUUUACUCAUUGGUGCAAUAGUCAUGUAGUACACGUACCAUGAACCUUGCAUAUGAUGUGCCAACAUAAUGUGAGCCCGGGGUUUUUAGUUGACCAAAUUUUUCAGCCAUAUCGGUGUUUGAUACGACAUGUAGUCAGACCACUUGGUGAUUUUAAGUCUGUGGUCUGGAUGUCAAGCCUAAAAUCACAUACUGGAAGAUCAUGUUGAUGACAAUUUGACAAAAUGGUAUUACACUGUUAAGUAGUAGUGAUAAUAUUGACUGAUAUGGAUUUGAAAAAAAAAAGAUUCUCUGUAACUCACUGAUAUCGUUUUACAUUCUACCAGUGAGGUAUUUUCCCCCCUGUAAAUCAUGGUUCAAUUAGUAUGUCUGGAUGUGCAGUACAUGUAUAUUUUGUUAUUUUAGUCAAUAAGAAACAUUUAUCUUUCUUAUGGUUAUUUGCAAGGUUGAUGAUAAUUUGUAAAAAAAAAAAUUAUUCCAUAUUCCUGCCUUAUAUGAUCUCUUCAUUUUACCAUGCCAUGAAAUCAAUUAAAGUACUUUUAAAUACA
Molecule: messenger RNA, 2712 nt
Organism: Lytechinus pictus (painted urchin)
Lineage: Eukaryota; Metazoa; Echinodermata; Echinoidea; Temnopleuroida; Toxopneustidae
Product: 3-ketoacyl-CoA thiolase B, peroxisomal-like
Exons: 11
Coding region: 198-1559 (453 amino acids)
Biological process (GO): fatty acid beta-oxidation; phenylacetate catabolic process
Cellular component (GO): peroxisome
Molecular function (GO): acetyl-CoA C-acyltransferase activity
Source: RefSeq, a predicted model, not a curated record